AUGCUCCCAACGCGAAAGGCACGCGCUCGUGUACCAACUGUUAGGCUGCCUCACCGACAAGGCACAAACAUCGCGGUUGGGCCAAGGCCAGUCACAUCCCUCGAAAAUCCAAGUCCCAUAAUAUUUUCGGAGUCUCAAGUCAAGACGGCAGAGCAAAGGGAAAGCCAGCGAAGCUUCAUUUCCUCGCCACUCGCUGCUGCUCUCAUGCCUGCCAACGCCAAAUGGCCCGAUUUCCAGCUGGCUUCGAAAUUGCGCUAUUUCAUGGGCUCAAGUGCACCUGAAUCGACUCAAUCGGAAACGACUUCUUCCCAGCUCGACCAAGCAAAACGCGAGGAACUCGAAUCUGCCCACGAGGUCGACCAAGACCUGGGAGGCGAGACACACACUGCCACAAUGGCCGAGCUCGAUAAUGAUCCUGUUCAGGGGAUGGAGGAUGUUGACGAUUACCAAGAGGAAGGCGAUACUGCCGACGUCGAUGUCGACUUUGGCGAUCUCGAAAUGUUUGACAGCAACGCGUCACAGCUCCCGUUUUCGUCGCAGGCACCCCAAUCCUUGAAGUACGAAGAGCCUGAGCUUCCUACAUCCAGUGGGAGCGCGAAACGCGACAAAUCAAGCAAAAAGAAGAGCAGGGCGGCUGAUUUUGCUGUCGAUGACGAACCGCCCAGUUCAGCCACGUCGAAGCGCAAGAAGUCGAAGAAAAAGUCUUUGCAGCAUUCCGAAAUCGCCGAGGAUCAGCCCACCGACACAAAUCUAAAUACGACAAGCGCCCCCCCUGCCGCUGAAGAUGAGCGAGAACCUGAGGCGCUUGAGGAUGCUACCACCGAGAUGGAUGCAUUGGAUUUGGCGCCCGUCCAAGUAGCCCAAAAGCUGAAGAAGAAGAAACGGAAGCCGUCUGACUCUGUGGAUGGCAAGCGAAACAAGAAGAGGAAGGGCGUUGACGACGACGACGCAACUGUUCAGCAGACACAAGACGAGACCAGCUUUCUACAUUUGGAUAAGAAUGCUGCCAGCCCACAACUCGGCACGGCAAUUGAGGAUGAUGUUGCUAAUGCCGAUGAACAAACCUCGCCUAGCCUUGCUCGUGCCCGCCGUCGCAGCCAGACGGGAGAGGAAACUCGCUCAAGGGAGAAUAGUGUGCCUUUCCGAGCUCAAGUUGCCCCUAUGGCUCCCAUGGCAAUUGAUACGCUUCCGCAAGAAGAAGUAUCAAAUAACCAGCAAGAAAUAUCUGGUGACCACGUAGAUGAUCGCGAUGAUGAGGAAAUGCUCAAUAUUGCGCGAGCGGUAUGGAGGGAGCACAAGAGUAGCCAAAAUGAAACAGGCAAAGGAGCAAACGAAGCAGCCCUUGAUCAGAAUGCAACUGGCGUCAACGGCUCUGGAGACUCUGCUCAAGUGGAGGAGCAGCCAAAUGAAACCCCAGCACGACGGCGAUCUACGAGAACAAAAGCAAAGCCUGUGUUGCUUGUGCAGGAGACCAAAGCAGAGACGCCUGCCAAGAGGAAUCGUCAAGCACUUGGAGAGCUGCCGUCCCCCUCCGCCAACACACCAAAGCCAAAAGUACGAUCUAAGCGUGCCUCAAAGAAGAAGACAGAACAACCAUUGCAACCCUUGGAAGAGGAUGCUGAAAAUGCAGAAUAUGAAGAGCCAUUAGCGAGGACAGCCGACCCGGGAAAUUACACGCAGGGACGAUUCACACAAGCCGAAUUCGAUGGCAUUAGCCGGGUUAUUGAACAAUUCCGAGAUGAAUAUGGAAUGACACAAGCUGAAGUCAAUCAGAUAAUCCAAGCACCUGGAGGUACAACAGCCGGUGAUGCUCAUGCACGCCUCUGGUAUCGCCUCUUUGAAGUGUGCCCUGACCGUAAGAGACAAAAGGUCAUCAACGUCGCACGCAAAAAAUACCAUAAUUUUGUUGCACGGGGAACAUGGACACCGGAACAGGAUGAGGAGCUCUCUCAACUCAUUGCCGUGCAUGGUAAUAAAUGGUCCGAAAUUGCUAGCCUCAUCAACCGCCACCCUGAAGAUGUUCGAGACCGGUUUCGCAAUUACAUUGUGUGCGGCCCGAACCAGCGUAAAGAUGUAUGGGACGAAGAAGAAGAGCAGCUGCUGGUACAAGUUGUCGAGGAGGCAAUGGAAGUUAUUGAAGAAAUACGAAAAGAGGACCCGACCAGGCCCAUCUAUCAGAAAAACGUUGAGGACAUUAUCGACUGGCAAGACAUCAGCAAGAGUAUGGGGAGGAAGCGGAGUCGGCUUCAGUGCAUCACAAAGUGGAAGGCCAUGCAGAACCGUCUUUCUGGAAAAAAGAAGGACAAGAAAGCCCCUCCUGCCCAGACCUCUGAGAAGAAAAAGCGAACGGAACCGGCUGAGAUGCCUAUUUCGCACGAGGAUAUUUCCUCCUUGCUUGAUUCGGCUCGCCAACAGCUCGCAAGUAUGCGCGAGGAGGAGCAGUACCGCUUGGUUUUGGCUCUCCAACAAGCCUCUGUGCUGUCAGAUGCUGAAAUUCCCUGGGCAAAACUCCUUGACAAGAAGUUCCGAGGCCAAUGGACCCUUGACACACAGGUAUUACUCUGGGACCGUCUGAAACAGACAGUCCCAGACUGGGAAGCUAUGACAGUCCUAGACAUUGCCCAGUACAUUAUCAACGAGUACAACCGAACGGGAGGCCUACCCGAAAUCAAUGGCAGUGGCUACGAUGACGAUGAGCGAGAAAAAGACAUUCUCCAGCAGCUUCGUUUCCGCAGCAGGCCGGCACCACCGCCGAAAAGCGCCGAGUUCGUCGAGGAUUCUGGUGCAGAAGAGACUAGAGAGGACGGACAAGCAGAUGCAAACGACAAGGCUGAUUUUACGAUUGAUCCAGCAUUGAUGGAAGCGCCACCGCCUUCACCCCCGAAGGCUACCCCCAAACCAAAGAAGAAGACAGCGGCCAAGAAGAAGUCGAAAAAGGCGUCUCUUAGCAGCCAGGACCCCAUUGAGGACACUGGACCGACUGCACCACUACCCGCUGUUGAUGAAGGAGAAGAGUCAAACCUCGAAGAGGCGCAAAUUCCCAAGCCAAAGACACCCGGUAAAUUCCGGUCGCCGAAUGGCAAAAAAGAAGAAAGCGGCGUUGCUGCUCUACAGGCAGACCCCUACUCAGACAGUGACAUGGACGACAUGGAAGAUCUUCCAGCUAAGAUUCUGGCAUAA
Molecule: messenger RNA, 3180 nt
Organism: Trichoderma virens Gv29-8
Lineage: Eukaryota; Fungi; Ascomycota; Sordariomycetes; Hypocreales; Hypocreaceae
Exons: 2
Coding region: 1-3180 (1059 amino acids)
Biological process (GO): regulation of DNA-templated transcription
Cellular component (GO): nucleus
Molecular function (GO): transcription cis-regulatory region binding; DNA-binding transcription factor activity
Source: RefSeq, a predicted model, not a curated record